Messenger RNA from Iphiclides podalirius (scarce swallowtail), 10197 nucleotides. Lineage: Eukaryota; Metazoa; Arthropoda; Insecta; Lepidoptera; Papilionidae. The record is from the annotation of a GenBank genome assembly.
AUGUUGGAAUACCUAAAUCGAUACAACAUAAGUUACCAUUCGAAAGUCGCAAUUUUGGAUAAAGUCGUCAUAGCACGUUCAAAAGUUUCUACCUUACCAGACAAAAAUCUGCCCAACAAAAUGAAGGAAUCUUCGGAGGAUGACUCUGGCAAUGAAGAAGUCGUACCAAUUCCGGUUCAAAUUUUUCUUUGGAGGCAAACAACGCCUUUUGUGCGACCAAGACUUGGAAAGGUUCACGACGCGUCGUGCAUGUUCUGCCAGCGAGCUCCAGGCCAUCACGAACUGAAAGAAGCUUGCAAGUCAUUUGAAAAAGUACUGGUGCAAAACUUACAUUUUGGACUCUCCAUCAGCCUUACCGAUGCAAUAGAAUCAAUACCAAGAUGGCGAUUGAUACAAACAGCAUUACCGCAUGUUAUGCAUGCACUGGCAGCAUUGCUACACACCAGAAUAAAAGACAACAUGCAAUCUUUGGGGAAUGUAGAGACGAAACUUCUUUAUACUUUACACUGGAUCCUUCUUGAUGCUUCAGAUGAGUGUGCUGAUAAUGAUUAUGAAAAUGAUAAAUUUUACUCACAUCCAUUUUAUUAUUUAUUCUCCAUACCAACAAUGACACUCUUUGUGUUCCUGUUUGCACCAAUAUCACAUCAUUUGAAAGAGUCUGACUUCACCAAUAACUAUAGAUUGGAAAACGGUUUAAAAAUGUGGCAGGCCAUGUGGGAAUUUCGACAUCCUGACUCCGCAUGUUUUACCACCUUAGUGAAGCCUAAACCGAGACCUCUUGGCGGUAGGUUCUCAAAAAGGAGCCAACCUGAAGAUGUAUUCUUAGGCCGAAAGUUUUCAAAAGAGGAGGGUGGAAGUCCACCCAGUCAAAAUAUGUCAGUAUCACAAUCGGAAAUGCCUUCAAAACAAGCCAGUACUGAGGAAGAACCAUGGCUGUCGUCUCCUAAAGACACAAUAUUUCCAGAAACGAUCCCAGAAGAGAGCUCUAGUACUGAAGAAGAGCAUGUUUUCAUUUAUCGUUUACCGUCGGAACAAAACUACGGCGGGCCAUAUAAAGACGUGUACACGGUGUACGCGGCAGAUCCUAGUCUGUUCCAAGUCCGAAAGCAAGACAACAUGAAGCCAACACUUCCAGGGAUAAAACCAUUGCCGCAAAUAACGAAAAUGAGUUCAUCGGACAAAGAAUCGCUUUCAGAUAGUGGUGGCGGGUGCCCGGGCAUCAAAGGAACACCAACUACUGAAAAACCACCAUCCAGCAAACAAGGAAAUGUCUCAGCAGCAACUUUCCUGGAUGUCGCGACGCUGAGAUGUCUUUUUACCUCACAGUGGCAAGAGGAAGGUGUAUACUGGGCUCUACACUAUCUAUAUAACAGAUUGCGCGACAUCUGCGACGACAUGUCAAAACACAUCCAGCCAAGGAAGAGAAGCAACUCUCUGCCCAUCCCGAAAAUCGAAGUGUCAAUAUACCAGAGCCCGGACAUGAAGGAGCAUGAUUCGUUGAAAAAUUUCAUGGAGGUCCCCGAAUCAAAGGAAAUAUCUCCAAUAACGGAGAUGCCCUCCAGUGUGCCCAAAAUCGACGAAGAGAACCUCAUGACGCGGAGGGCGAGCGAGAAGGUGAAACGCAAAAUGAAAAUGGCCGACCUGAAGGCGUUCGUUGAGACGAAGCUGCUCUCCAAAUCUGAAAAGGCCCUAGAGAAAAUCGGCCAGGACGAGCAUAAAUUUAGCUUUCAUACAGCAGUAAGAAUGAUAUCUGAAUACCAUAGAAGUCUCGAUAACGCGGAUGACAGGCCCAAUUCAGCGCUGGCGAGCAAUUUUCCCGCCAUUACUCCGCGCCUUACUGGCGAUCUUCUCCCAUGCAAUCUCAUUAAAGGGAAAAGUAUGCCAAGUCUGAGAUAUAUCGGCGAAGCGAAGACAGAGCGUGCGCACGGACAAACUCCAACGGCGCACUCUGCAAUGCAAAAAAAGAAGAAUCCGAUAAUAACUGUCACAGAACACACGCCCACACCGUCGCCGGAUUACCUUUCGAAGACGAGACAAGGCUCAAUGGAGUCUCAACUGGACUCUGUGAGUAUGCAAGGCUCCCAGCACAUUCCGACCCCCGAACGCAAACCAAGUUUAACGCGUUCUCAAACUGACUCGAACAUUACUUACAUCGUGGAAGAGAUACAGGAGGCACCCGGCUCCAAGUUUUAUAUAACGAAGGACGGUGACAUCGAUUUUCAAAUUAUUCUCAAGGCAGUAUAUUCUGUAUCUACUAUGGAUAGUUUUUAUAUAACGGUCAGGGUGAUGGAAGUCAUGUUAAAUUUAGUUGACACUCUUAUGGAAAUUGGAGUUCACAAGAAUUGGCAGAUGGAUAACACCAAAACUGCUCAACCAGAAACUGUGGACCCUCUAGCUGAAUUCAACAAGGAUAAAGAUAGCAAGGAAAGGGAUUCUGGUAUACCAUGCGCGCCAAGUCAGGAGUCUACCAACGUAGAAGUAGGCGACAAUAAGGACAACACGAAGGAUGAAGAAAAUUUAGACUGUCCAUAUUUUAUGAUUAUGCAUAUUAUCCUAAGACUCCUGCGCCAACUGGGCUGCUCGCACGGCUGCACGUCCGCACUGCGCGGCCCGCAAGCGGAGUGCCUCAGGGUGCAGGCCCGCAACUCCCUCCGCCAGCUCCGUUCGGCCUCCGUCGCCAAGUUCAACCAGCGCAUCAAGGAGAUGACGAAGUUCGCCCCCAUCAGGGAGGUGCUGGACAACCUCCACGCGGCCAUUGGGUUCUGCGCGGAGCCCUCGAACAUGGUCUCGCCAAUGAACCAACAAAAGCGUAACUACGCUAAAUCGCCGGACGUCAGCCAUCUGCAAGCCGGCUACGCCACAAACUUUGGGACGGGACAAGGCGCCAACACGAACAGAGCGAUCGACAAUUUCAUCAUAGAGGCCACAUUCAGAGUGCUGGUCACUAGGUUUGCGUUAAUGCACAAGGAAUUGAAGCUUCUAGAUAAUUCUGCGCUUUAUAUGGAAGUGCGGCUCCUUCUAAGCUACGUUAAGGAGGCACAUGGGACGGAGUUUCGACUGGUAGCGCUCAGUGCAUUGCUCGACACGGCUGAAAGACCCGACAGCCAGCAGAAAGACAACAAUAUGCAGACCACGAGAGUCAUAAGGCACAUCCCGAGGAUGCAAGAGGAGGAGCGCGGUUCAGACACGGGUGCUGACUCGGGCUGCGCUGAUGACCGCAGCCACAAGAAGUUCACAUUCAAGAAGAGAAGCACCUCAUCCACGGGCGCCCACAGCCUCCUGGAGACGGAGGGCGGCGACGAGUCCGCGAGCCAGUCGCCGCUGUCGGUGCGCACGCGCCGCUACCAGCUGACGCCGCGCCAGUCGGAGCGCACCAUCCCCUCCGCGGCCUCCGCCGACAUCACGCCCCACCACAUGGCCCACAAGUCGCUGCACUCCCGCUUCCACAUCAGCGGCAUCGUGAAGUGGUUUCGCACCCGGCCGCAGCCGGCGCCGCUGGCGCGCAACGGCGGCGGCUCGGGCGAGUCGUUGCCGCAGUUCGGCAGCAUGGUGUCGCUGGCGCGGCCCCAGCUCGCCGCGAGGCCCGUGCACGUCAAGCGGCGCGUCGGCUAUACGCUCAACAGAGCCAGAAAACGAGUAGAAGACAGACUCAACAGGUUUGGCCUUCGCAAGAUGGGAAAGAAAAGAGAUGGAAGCAUUGAAGAAACUUCUGGAGGAUAUAUGUCGCGGCGGGGCUCGGCGGAGGGCGGCUCAGGCGGCGGGGAGUCGGAGGUGGUGGUACUGAAGCGGCGGCGGCUGGUGGCGGCGGCGCCCCUCUACGCGGGCCUAGCGCGGCUCAGCUUCCUGCUGGACGCCACGCAGCCUGGCGCCACGCCAGACGCCCUCUUCAUGGCGGGACUCCUCGACCUGCCGCACACGGUCGUAGUAGCGCGUGCUUCGGUGCUUCUGGAGUGCGCCCAUUUGGUGCACAACUGCAACAAGGGGCAAUGGCCGUAUUGGUUGAAAUCGAAUAUGGUGAAGAACUCUCUGUCUGCAAGUCCCCAAUUACGAAGACGUCUUGCUGGAAAGCUUUUCUACCAAUGGGCCGAGGCUAUCGGGAACAGAUUGGAGGAAAUGUUAAUGGAGGAUAAAAAGCACCUGGAUACCGUAGUCUCCCUGGUAACGGAUCCCGAUGGACAGCGAGAACUGUUGCAGCAAGACGAAGAGGAGGAUUUCCUCGAUGAAGCCAGCAUACGCCUCCAAGGGAAAACUCUCGGCGCCGAAUGCCCCCGCGCCUUAAGGCUGGUCGCUUGCGUCCUACUUUUCGAGAUAACCGCCUUCCUCCGCGAAACCUACCAAAACCUACCGAAGUCGUGUCGCUCCUCGCUCAAAGAGCGCGGCCCCUGGGACAGAGUGUACAGGGAGGCGAAUAGACGAUGGAGCAUGGCUCUGUCUAGUAUGGGACACUCACAGGCGUCGGCGCAAAGUUUGCAAUCGAUAGCCGGUGCAGAAACGGAACGGAAGAUCUCCUUCGUCCUCCACGAGCCAGAAAACGUGUCUGGCGGCAGCAAUGUCACCCUCGCCGACGCGAUCCCGAGCGCCGUCCUGGACGACAAGAAGGGGCGUCUGGGCGCGCGCGGCAAGGCGAUGCACCGCCGCAGCACCCAGCAGACGCACUCCGCUUACGGCUCCUUCAAGCGGCGCUCCAUCAAGCUCCGCCAAAAAGACGCCAGGGAUGCGGACGAAUUCGUAACACGAAGAUCCGACUCAAUACAGAGCAGAAGGAAGGUCUCGUCCCUGUCCGACAGAAGCGACACGUCUGAAGUUUUUCCCGGCGCGGUGAUAAUGCCGAACGAGAUGGACAGCGGCGGCGAGGAGAGCCCCGGCGUGCUCUCCGACGACCACGAGCACCCGCCCGACAGCCCGGACAGCAACUCCACCGACCCGCCAGACAACAACAAGGGCUUUCCCUGGCUCAAGGUGAUGGUGAAAUUUUUGAACUCCUUUAACUACGUGUGCUGCCACCAGAACUUCUGCCAUCCGUAUUGCUUCCGUCGAAAUAUGCGGGCGACUGUCCGUCUUAUGAAGUCCGUACAGAAGAUAUAUGGUGAGAAGUUCGGUCCGGAGAUAAACACGCAGAGCAGCGAGGAGGGCUCGGGAGGGACCAGGAGGGGACGGAGGGCCCGAAAGCCCUCCGAGCAUGCCACCGACAGAAUCGACCGGUCCGUGAUCGAGAGCGCGGGGCUGGCCUACAGGGCGGCAGGGGUGGAGAACUCGCUGCCCCCCCACGAGGCGCCGCCCGCCGCCAAGCCGGGCUCCGUCCCCUACCCGCCGCCCGAGCCGCCCGCCAUACUCAAGUACCUCAAAGCGCAGGUGCGGGAGGCGUACCACAUGCCUCUGGCGACGCUGGUGAAGGGCGCGACCACGAUGGGCGAAGAUCUGUUCGCGGAAGUGGCGCCGGUCGCCUGGAAGCUGCUAUUGGAGGCGGACCGCGAGCUGAGCGCCUGCGCCGCCGCCGUGUUCAUACUGGCCGCGGUGAAGGCGCCCCACGCCGCCUCCGACAUAAUGCACAGCGACCUGAAGCACACAGAGCCCGACGUCAGAAUCAACGCGAUCCUGCGUUUUCAAGUGAUAUGGAAACUCCGCUAUCAAGUGUGGCCGCGUAUGGAGGAGGGCGCUUCGAUGACGUUCAAAGUGCCUCCCCCGGGCAUAGAGUUCACGCUCCCUUCGCCGAAGAUCGGCAUCGAGUCUUUGGCCGUCGUGGACCCGCCUUGGAGUCCACAGGUCAAGGACAAGGACAUGGAAAUGACGCUAAAUCAAGAGAGACACCGCUCCCUGGUGACCGCCACGAAGACCCGCAAGAAGCAGCAGACGGAGGCGAUCAAGAGGGCGCUGCAGCAGCGCAACGACAAGAAGAAAGCGGAGCGCGAGAGCUUCCUCAUCACCACCAUCCCCAUCACCAGGCAGGCGGCCCGCGAGCCCGCGCUCGACCACGCCGCCGAUGACCACGUCGAACCGCCCGCUGACGAGGAACCGAUGGAGGGCGUCCGAGGGUCCCACCACACACAGGUGGCCUCCGCUCUCUUCCCUUCUGCGCUGUGCUCCGCCGUGGCGGAGAUCGUGUCACUGCUUGAUGACGCCGCUGUAUCGCGCGAGGGGUGCUCCGUCUACGAAGUCGCCUACCAGUGCAUUUGGGGAUGCCUGGUGGAGGACUCGGCGCUGUUCCUGCGGCACGUGCUGGAGCGCCUCACCAGGGACCACCAGGACGAGAUGUUCAAGCUGCUGCGCCACCUCAUCCGCUUCAUCCCGCGCCUGCCGCAGCAAGCCGCCUUCGCGCUCUACAACUACAUCAUCGGCUACGUGAUGUUCUACGUGCGGACGCCGCACGAGGACGGCCAGAGGCUCAUCGGCGCCGCCCUCUCUAUAUUGUGGAUGGUGGUGCACAGCGUUCACGGUAUCAUGUUUAAAGACCUUAAACAAAUCCUACGUAAAGAACAAUGCGAUGCGUCAAUUCUACUAACGGCUAACGUGCCAGCCGCGAAGAAAAUUAUUGUACACGCCGACAACGAGGGCAGCAUACCGUCGCAGUUCCCAGUUCAAGAGGACACACAGUUCUGCCAGAUACUAAGAGAGUCACUGGAUUUCUUUAGCAUUCCAGAUCGACUGCACGAUGAAUACUUUUUGGUGGACUUCAAAACUCGUCAAAUCCACAACCCUCAAAGUUACGUGCGGGACCAUUACUUCUUCAAACGCUCUCAGUACCCGCAAUUAGGCCUAGUACACAUGGAACCCGAAGAAGCCUUCCAUAAGCUACAACAACAGGAACUUCUACAGAAAUUCGUGGAGAUAGGGAAGGUGCUCCUGACAUGGGCAAUCCUUAAAAACGUUGAUAUGGUUGUUCAACGAGUAGUAUUUCUCCAUGAUGAGCUGAUGAAGCUGCCUUCGUUUCCUCGCAAGGCUCUGGAAGCUGAUCUUGAUCUAUACAGCCGAGGGGAGCUGGGCUCCACCCUCCUUGGUCUGGACGUUUUGCACAAAUUCAUGUGGGUCCGCCUAAUAGCGCGAAUGUUCGAGGCCAUGGCGGGCAACUUCACUUCUUCGAGGGACAUCCACUUGUUUCUAAAUGUACUAAACGGAGCCCUAAUGCUGCACAGCGAGGAUUCUCUUAUUCUCCGAUACGUUAUUGCAACAUAUGUGAACGCAGCUUUCAACUUUAAGAGCAUAUUUUCCACCAACGGAUAUCUUCUGAUCAUGCCAACGUUACUUCAGAUUUACUCAAACUUCCAAACCAAUAGACUUGUGACGACUACGAUCGAGUACGCGGUAAAACAAUUCUACCUUUUAAAUAGAAAACCUUUCAUCCUGCAAAUGUUUGGCUCCGUGUCGGCCAUUUUGGACACAGACGAAGAGGCAGCUUACGGCGAUGCAAGCAAAGUCCAAUCCAGCUGCCUGUUCAACCUGCUGCUGAGCCUGGAGACGCCGUCCCCCGACCCGCUGCACAUCGCCGAGCUGAUCAAAGAGGAGAAACCCCUGAAGCCCAUCGACUUCUGCUACCGCGACGAGGACGAGAUGGUCAACGUGCUGGACUGCAUCAGCCUCUGCGUCAUGGUCGUCUCGUACUCCGCGGAGAGCAUGCGGGGCUAUCAGAUGCUGAUUAUAUUAGAAGCCAUACUUCCGUGCUACGUGAAAAAGAUCCAGUUACCCACUUAUAAUAAGAAGGGCAAAACGGAGAAAGAGAUUAUUCAACAACUAGCUAUUGCCAUAAAAACUCUUGUCAAUAACUGCGAAGGCUUAUCCAAGUCGUACAACGGGCCGUACCGCACGUCGCCCGAGCACAAGGGGUCGUCGCAGCGCGGCUGCGCGCGGCCCGCCGCCUUCGUGCCGCUCGACCUGCUCGACGACGAGUCGCACUCGCGCUACGUGAGCGAGCACGCGCGCCUGCCGCCCGCCAGCGACACAGAGGACUCGGAGCUUGUGCGCGCGGAGUACCGCCGUCCGCGCGACGUGCUGCUAUCGCUGGUGGGCGAGUUCAUCGGGCGCGCCAGCAGCCGGCUCCUCGACCUGAACGGCUCCAAGGGCAGCGGCGGCAGCGAGGGCAAGCCCGUAGAGCUCCUAGAUUCCAAGUCGCACGCGCGUCUGGCGGAGAUUGCGCAUUCCCUUCUGAAGGUGUCCCCUUACGACCCCGAGUCUAUGGGCUGUCGUGGCCUCCAGCGCUAUAUGACCUUAGUGCUUCCGGCCGGUGAGUGGGCGGAGAUGGACUUGCGGCCCUCGCUCAUAAUGAUAUUGCGACGCCUCGACAAAGUGUUCUUGAAGAUCGCCAAGAAGCCCAGCAUUAGGAGAAACACUGACUGGGAUUCGGCGGCGGUGCUCCUGAAAGGUGUUUACGAAACUAUGAUCAGAUGUCCUUACAUUAUGCACUGGCAGCAAGUAAAGACUCUUCUUAACACUGUUCAAUCGCUAAUUGUGUCGGAAAACAACACCGGUGAGAACCUGUCAUCGGCAACCGCCGCGCUCAUGUCCCAGCCGCCGCCGCCUCACUUCUGCAGCACCGUGGUGCGCCUGAUCGCCCUACAGGUCAUCAACACGGGGGAUAGCUAUUCUUUAGAGCAAAUGUGCGGUGGGACUGCAAUAUUCCCAUCAGCUGAAAAAACAGAAAACAUGCUGAUGAACCUUUUGAUGCCUCUUUGUUUGCGGGUUGGCAGCGGCAGGAAGGACGUGCCGCCGCUGCGCCAGUCGGACGUGUCGUACGUGGUGUCGGUGGUGCUGAGCGCGCUGUGCCCGCCCGCGGCGCCCGGCCAGCUGGCCGCGGUCAACGCCAAGCUGAACGCGGCCGACGCGCGCGCCAACUCGCUCACCUUCACCGGCAGCCGCGACAUCCGCAACACCACCCGCCUCUCCAACCAGCUCUACCGGAUCGCCUUCCUCGCGCUGAAGGUGAUGUGCGCUUGCUUCACGAGCGAGCUUUGCUCCGAGUGGGGCCGGAUCGCGCGCGCUAUGCGGGAACUCGGCCGCCGGAACGAAGCGGCUCACCAUCUCUGGGACUUCCUGGAACACGUGGUCACCUACCGCACGCCGCUCUACGUGCUACUGCAGCCCUUCAUAGUCCACAAGCUAUCGCAGCCGCCGAUCGGCGACCACGAGCGGCACAUGCAGUUCGUGGUGCGCGAGCGCGUGCGCGGCCUCAAGCUGCCGGCGGGGCGCGCCCGCGGCGCCCUCCUGGCCGAGUUGGCGCGCGAGCUGCGCACCAUGCGGGACACGCACGACCACUACAAGUUCGAGCAGAUAGCCGAGAGCCUGGGCGCGGCGGGCGGCAAGCGCGCGUCGGAGGCGGUGCCGCGCGGCGACAAGCAGCAGCAGCACCGGCCCUCGCUCAUCUCCAUGCUGGUGGGGCGCGCCGGCCUGCCGCGCACGCCCGACCACCCGGCCGCGCCGCUCGCCGCACAGCGCGAAUCGCUGUCAAGUAGCUCCACGACCAGCCAGCAGCUGCCGGCUUACGACGUACCGAGUAGUAACAGCCGAAACAGCGACAACGCAGGCAGUGUUAACUCGCAAAUUGGCGCAAUGAACAAUCAUGGAGGUGACCAGAAACCGUCAGUAAGCACGCCGUCUUUCGCAAGCACUCAGACCAAGUUGCGCUUUGUGUCGUCUGUGGAGUUUAAGCUAAAUUCAGGCGAGACGUGCACGACGCCGCUGUCGCCGCUGUCGCCGUGCGAGGUGUCGUGCGAGGAAGGGGACGAGCCGAGGCCGCGGCUGCAGCGCGCGCACGGCCCCUCCAAGAAGACCUUCAAGUUCCGCCGCAGCCGCCACGCCACCAAGCCGGAGCGCGCCCUCGUCGGGCGCCUGGAGUCGGACGAGUGCUCGUCGUGCGGCGCCGAGGGCAGCCCGCCGUGGCGGCGCGCCUCCCUCCUGCCGCCGCCGGCGCCCGCCGACACCUCCUACGACAGCGAGAUCUCGCAGACCUCCUCCACCUCCGGCUACAGGGAGAGCUACAGCCUGCAAGCGUCGAUGUCCGACUCGCCGGGCGGCUCGGUGCGCGCGGCGCUCGCCUCGCCGGAGCAGCCCUCGCAGCGCACCGGCUCGGUGACGCCGCACGCCAGCCCCGACGCAUCUUUAAGUUGCGAAUCGGGAACAUCGUCAGCGGAGCGUACGGCCUUGUUGGGCGCAGCCAGCCAACGCUCACUCUUACUAAGCAGCGAGCUUCGCGACGAAGACACUUUGCUA